This is a messenger RNA of Pyrus x bretschneideri (Chinese white pear), 1417 nucleotides long. RefSeq names its product glucan endo-1,3-beta-glucosidase 14-like. The record is from RefSeq and is a predicted model, not a curated record. NCBI's taxonomy places the organism in Eukaryota, Viridiplantae, Streptophyta, Magnoliopsida, Rosales, Rosaceae. Gene Ontology annotation, cellular component: plasma membrane. The transcript is spliced from 3 exons. Bases 104 to 1243 code for a protein of 379 amino acids. Gene Ontology annotation, molecular function: hydrolase activity, hydrolyzing O-glycosyl compounds. Gene Ontology annotation, biological process: carbohydrate metabolic process.
CAUCCAAAGGAUCGCUUACGGCAGUUUCUCGGCUGGGGUUCCCCAACAUUCCUUUUCUACAAAUGGAAUGCUCUUUCAUUGUUAAUUGAUCACCGAGAAUUCAAUGGACCUCUCUUUCCUCUGCCUCCUCCUACUCUUCUCAACCGCUGCAUUUGUCAAUGUCCAUGCAUCUUUUACUGGAACAUAUGGAGUAAACUAUGGCAGGAUCGCCGACAAUAUACCUUCGCCUCACAGCGUGGUGACGCUUCUUAAAGCAGCAAAGAUAAAAAACAUCAGGAUAUAUGAUGCUGAUCAUGAAGUUCUCACGGCCUUCAAAGGAUCAGGUAUAGAAAUAAUUGUAGGACUGGGAAAUGAGUUCCUCAAAGACAUUAGUGUGAAUGAGGAUCGCGCCACAAAUUGGAUAAAAGAAAAUGUGCAGCCAUACAUUCCGGGGACUCACAUUUCAGGAAUAGCAGUGGGGAAUGAGAUCUUGGGGGGAACUGAUAUAGAGCUCUCAGAGGUCUUAUUGCCUGCCGUAAAGAACGUUUACAAUGCACUUAGCCGGCUUGAUUUGGCUAACUCCAUUCAGGUCUCGAGUCCACAUUCGGAGGCUGUGUUUGCAAAUUCCUACCCACCAUCGGCCUGCAUUUUCAAGGAAGAUGUUGCUCAAUUCAUGAAGCCGCUUUUGGAAUUUUUCUCACAGAUCAAAUCCCCAUUUUAUAUAAAUGCAUAUCCAUUUCUGGCAUAUAAGAGUGACCCUGAGCAUAUUGACCUUAACUAUGCUCUCUUCAAGAAAAAUGCCGGGAUUCAUGAUACAAAAACCAACCUGCAUUACGACAACAUGUUUGAUGCAAUGGUUGAUGCGUCGUAUUUUGCUCUGGAGAAGGCUGGAUUUGACAAGACAGAGGUCAUAGUUUCCGAAACUGGUUGGGCGUCUCGUGGGGAUGAAAGCGAAGCAGGAGCCAACGCCAAAAAUGCCAGGACUUACAACUACAACCUGCGGAAACGGCUGAUGAAGAAGAAGGGGACGCCUCAUAGGCCAAAGACGGUUGUGAAAGCUUACAUUUUUGCUUUGUUCAACGAGAAUUUGAAACCGGGGCCGACUUCCGAGAGGAAUUUCGGAUUGUUCAAAGCUGAUGGGAGCAUUUCAUAUGACAUUGGCUUCACUGGACUUGUUGGACCUUCUGCAGCAUCCUCAUCUCUUCUUAACUACAAGGUUUUCACAAGUUGUGCAGCUCUUCUGCUACUAUUGUUAGCAUCAUAAUGUCUAUGAGGCUGUACAGUUUAAGUGUUUAGGGUUCUUCGAUUAACACAUAUUGUUGCAACAUGAUCUCGAUGUAUAGACAAUUCGAUUAUUUUUACGUUAUGAUUCCAUUGUCAAGUUAGAUACCAGCCAAUAUUGCUGACGGUUUUCUAAUAAUAUUCUAGCAGUUUACAA